Molecule: messenger RNA, 1449 nt
Organism: Neolamprologus brichardi
Lineage: Eukaryota; Metazoa; Chordata; Actinopteri; Cichliformes; Cichlidae
Source: RefSeq, a predicted model, not a curated record
CAUAAAAAUGAAAAAAACUAGGCUGGAAGACAGAGGAAUCUAUACCUGCAGUUUUCCAAUCCAGUCCAGUGACAAAACAUUUCGCAUUGAGCUUGUUGUUGGUGCAGCUCCAAAGCCAUAUGUCAAAAUGCUUAAAACAAAGGGCUUACUGGAGUGUGAAGUUCCAGGUGCUUAUCCUAAACCUACAGUAGAGUGGUGGGACAGUGAUAACAAAACACUUCAUUCUAAGACGCUAGAGGACAGAGAAGAUCAAGAUCGCUUCUACAUCAUCAUCCAAACUAGUGUGACGAAGCCUGACUGCUAUCGUUGUGUAGCCACGCAGAUGGAAAUCCGGCAUCGGAUUUCUUCAGAAACCUGUGUGUCCGAAGUUCCAGGGCUCCCUGCUGCACUCAUCGGUGUUAUUUGUUUUAUUGUUGGUGCUCUUGCUGUUGUGGCUGUUCUUGUGGUUAGAAGAUACUGUUCACGAAGAACAGAAAAUGGACGACUUGAUGUGGUGUAAAAUGCUCUUGACUCUAAACAACCUUCAAAAGUGUGAGGUCAUAUUUUAUUUUUUAUUUUUUUUAACUUAAGGCUUUAGUCUGUCCUCCAAGUAAAUAUUGUACUGAUUUACUAAAAUGUAUGUCACAAUGCUCAAUAUUUGGUUAUAAUAUUGACAUACUUCAGAGUCAAACCUGAAGAUCACCCAAACUGUCACAGUCCAACAUUCACUGUCCUUCACGUUCAUGGUUUAAAAUUACACCACUGUUUCUUCUACUCGUGGUACCAAUGUCUUUCACAAUCCUCAUGAAGUUUUACCUUCACACUUUGCUGAGUUUAUAUUUUAUUAUUAUGGUUAUUCAUUUACAGAUUUCAGAGUGUUGUUGUCUUCAUAUAAACAGUCAUGAUUUAUUAUUAUUAACAUGCUUCCUUCCACCUGCACAUAUUAGCUUUUCUAUUUUCACUUUUAACAUUAUUUUUUUCCUCAAAAGUUAAAAAGUUCCCAUGUUGUUUAAAAAAGAAAUAGAAAAAUUACAAUCUUAAAAUCACUGUGGAUUGAUGAGGACACUGUAACCAUCCUCGUGUUAACAUAUACAGUGCAUAGUCACUUUUCCAUCAUUUAAACCUUAAUUUGAUCAUUUACUGAUCAUCUCAGUGUUUCCUCUCCUGCUGCAGUUUAAUGGCUCCUUCUCUGACUCUUUUCCCAUUUUCAGUACAAAUCUGAGCUGCAUUUGGAAACUUUGCUAAUGACGUGAAGAUGUUUCACGAAAUCCUCUUCAAUUUAAAUGGACCAAACACAGUAUGAGGUUUUCUUUAGUUGCCUAACUUUAAGCUUACAGUAAUUAAAACCUACCUGAGAUUUUCCAAACAUGACUUUAACAGUAAUUAUACUGUCCUGCUGAGAUAUUGUUAGGACAAUACAUUUUGACUUUUGACUACCAUGGGGCGACCGUGGCUCAGAGGAUUGGGAAG